This is a messenger RNA of Lactuca saligna, 1088 nucleotides long. The record is from the annotation of a GenBank genome assembly. NCBI's taxonomy places the organism in Eukaryota, Viridiplantae, Streptophyta, Magnoliopsida, Asterales, Asteraceae.
GAAAUUCUUACCAUUUUCCUCCUUUAAAUUAUACUUGUUCGAAUCAAGAUAUUAAUCUCUCUCUCUCUCUCUCUCUCUCUCUCUCUCUCUCUCUCUCAAAACAGGGGAAAUCCCGAAAACAUCUCUUCUUCUUCGAUUUCAUUUUCAUUCCCUUGUUGGUAAUCGUCGUUUUUUCCCUGUCUUCUUUGUAAGGAGGGAUUCGUCUGUUUUUUACAGGGUAGGAGAGAGAAACAUAAAACCUCUAGAAAUCUCUCAUCCGCCCUUCCUUUCUCUCUCUAGAAAUGGUUUCAGAGAAAAGAUCCAACCUUGAAUGUUUCCUGGAUUCCACAACCCCUGUUGUUUCAUCCCAAUUCCUCUCCAAGAGUGAGAUUAGGAACCUUAAUAAGCUAUGGCAUCCAUGGGAAAGGGAGAGAGUUGAAUUCUUCACGUUGGGAGAUCUUUGGAAUUGUUUCGAUGAAUGGAGUGCCUAUGGCGCCGGAGUUCCGAUCAACGUCGACGACGCCGGAGAUGAAACUAUUGUUCAGUAUUAUGUUCCUUACCUCUCCGCCAUUCAAAUCUUUACAAGCAAUUCAUCUUUGAACUGUCAAAGGGAAGAAACAGAUUCCGAAACCAGGGAUUCAUUUAGCGAUUCGUUGAGUGAGGAAAGCGAGAGCGAGAAGGUGUCAAGGUGGGAUGGAUGUUCUUCCGAUGAAUGUGUUUUUGAUCAAGAAACAUCUUCUCAUUUGAACGAUCGAUUGGGUCAUCUUUACUUUCAAUACUUCGAUAGAUCAACUCCUUACGGAAGAGUCCCUCUCAUGGACAAGGUAUGUGCGUUAUCUAAAAGAUACCCUGGAUUGAUGUCGCUGAGGAGUGUUGAUCUUUCACCAGCUACUUGGAUGGCCGUUGCUUGGUACCCAAUAUAUCAUAUUCCUAUGGGGAGAACGAUCAAAGACUUGUCAACAUGUUUCUUGACAUACCAUACCUUAUCUUCAUCGUUUCAAGAUCUUGAUGAAAAUGGAUUGUCAAAGAGAAAGAGAAAGGAAGGAAUCUGUGUUCCAGCAUUUGGAUUAGCGACCUACAAGAUGCAAGUUGGGUGUCCAACACCAUGA